CAAGACACAAACCGAAUGGUAUCCAGUCCGAAUCCCGACUUCAACCACCGUGCAAGAGGCAUUAUGAAAACAACGAUUUAUACAGCUCUCUUGCUGGUAGCAGCAGUUGCUGCCAGCGAGAAGUCGACGGAGCAGAAGGCUGAACCAUUAGAAAAGAAAUUAGACAAACGUGGUCUCCUUAACUUGGGUUACGGUUACGGUAUAAGCGGGUUGGAUGUCGGUUAUAUCGGCAGCGGUCACGGAAUCGGUGGUGCCUACAACCUCAUCGACCAGGGAGGUCUAUCUCACGGAUACGGAAACAUCGAUCUUGGUGGUCACACUGACAUCACCAGGACAGUUACCCUGGUCAAGGGAGUCCCAUAUCCCGUACACGUCGACCGCCCUGUCCCAUACCCCGUAGAAAAACACGUGCCCUACCCAGUUAAGGUGCCAGUGCCCCAGCCUUACGAAGUCGUCAAACACGUUCCAGUUCACGUUAAGGAAUACGUUAAAGUGCCAGUGCAUGUACCAGCUCCUUACCCAGUAGAGAAGAGAGUACCUUACCCAGUACACGUUCCAGUCGACAGGCCCUACCCCGUCAAAGUAUUAGUGCCCCAGCCCUACCCAGUUGAAAAGCACGUGCCUUACCCCGUUAAGGUGCCAGUGCCACAACCCUACCCCGUGGAGAAACACGUGCCAUACCCCGUCGAAGUUAAAGUACACGUUCCUCAACCUUACCCAGUAAUCAAACAUGUUGGCGUACCCGUAAAGGUCCCAGUCGACAGGCCCUACCCUGUUCACGUACCUGCCCCAUACCCAGUAGAAAAACCAGUUCCAGUCGCCUACCCCGUUGAGAAACCAGUACCUUACCCCGUUCACGUACCAGUUGACAGGCCCUACCCAGUUCAAGUGGACAAACCUUACCCAGUACCAGUCAAAGUUCCAGUACCAGAGCCCUACCCCGUGUACAAGCACGUUCCAGUUGAGGUUGAAAAGCAUGUACCCUACCCCGUGAAGGUCCCCGUUGACAGGCCCUACCCCGUCCAUGUUGACAGACCAGUGCCCGUUGAGGUUGAGAGGCCAGUCCCAGUCCCAGUAAAGGUCCCCGUCUACGUUGGCCACGACAGCGGUCAUGGCAGCGGUUACGGAGGUAGCUAUGGAGGAGGUUACAGCGGUAGCUACGGUGGUAGCUACGGCGGACACAGUCUUGGAGGCUCAUACUAUGAACACUAGAAUAUUUUUAUUUAGUUUUUAAACAAUUCAUAAUCUCACCAGAGCUAUUUAUAUCUCGCCAAAUUACGGCCGGGACACCAGCAAACUAUCCUCUUGUAUAUUUAUACUGUCAUUCUCUGAGAUGUCAUGUAAAAUAAGUGUACUACGUGAUUGCAUAGGAGUACGCGUACGUUGUGAUGUAAAGGUUACCAUUUCUAGGUUAAGUUGACUGUAAAAUACGAAAUAAAUAAAAAAAUAUAAAAUA
Molecule: messenger RNA, 1456 nt
Organism: Pieris brassicae (large cabbage white)
Lineage: Eukaryota; Metazoa; Arthropoda; Insecta; Lepidoptera; Pieridae
Gene: CPG13
Product: proline-rich protein 4-like
Exons: 2
Coding region: 16-1212 (398 amino acids)
Source: RefSeq, a predicted model, not a curated record